Messenger RNA from Poecilia reticulata (guppy), 3146 nucleotides. RefSeq names its product anosmin 1b (gene anos1b). The record is from RefSeq and is a predicted model, not a curated record. Gene Ontology annotation, cellular component: cell surface; extracellular region. Gene Ontology annotation, biological process: neuron differentiation. NCBI's taxonomy places the organism in Eukaryota, Metazoa, Chordata, Actinopteri, Cyprinodontiformes, Poeciliidae. Gene Ontology annotation, molecular function: protein binding; peptidase inhibitor activity.
GUAGAGCCGCUCCACUCCCUGCUCGCGCUCAGAUGCUCGCAUUCUUAACUCACAUGAGAACACACACUGGCACGAGAGGGAGACGACCGUCGUUUCAUCAUUUAUAUAUACAUUUGUUUUGGUUGUAUUUUCUCACGCUGUGAUGUCAGUUCCUCGAGCCGUGCUGGUGUUGCUCUGCGUGGUGCUGACUGUGGCACGUGCCCGCAGGAGUUCUCCGGAGCCGGAUGAUGUUCAGGAGAAAGUCAACAGGGCCAGAUGUACGUCCAGGUGUCUGAGUCUGCACAUGACGCAGCUAACGGCAGCCUUCAGACAUAUUCAGAAUAUCCAAGUUCUGGAUUGGUGUGAAAACCACAGACGCUGCGCUCAGUGCCUUCAGCCAUGCAAAGAAUUAUGGGAAUCCAGGAAGGUGACCUCUCCAAAGUCAUGUGAGAAACAGACGGAGUGUGUGACAAGCAGAGAGUUUCUGGCAUCUUUGAGGUCGUCCCGGCAGGGAGACUGCCCCCCGCCUCAGCGAGCCACAGGAUUCGCUGCAGCUUGUGUCGAGAGCUGCUCAUUAGACCACGACUGUCCGUCCUCCAGAAAGUGCUGCUUUAAUGGCUGCGGACACACUUGUCAAGCUCCAGCCAAUUUAUACAAAGGUGUUCCCUUGAAACCUCGCAGGGAGAUGAGCUUUGUGGAAGAUCCGGAGGGUCAUGUGAAGGUGACGUGGGUCUCAAAGUUCAAUGUGAGCAUGGAGCCUGUUAUUUACAUGCUUCAGUCCCGCUGGAACAUCGGCAUUCACCCCAGUGAGGACCACGCCUCUCCAUGGGCGACUGUAGUCAUGACCCUGUCUGAGGAUGUAAUUUUAUCCGAUCUGAGGCCUCAGCGUUGGUAUCAGUUCAGGGUUGCAGCCAUCAACAGCCACGGCAGCAGAGGCUUCACCACACCCAGCAAGCACUACAUCUCCAGUAAAGACCCAUCCCCUCCUGAGCCUCCAACAAACAUCAGAGUUAGCAAUCAGACUCUAGAGUGGGCAGAUUCACAGCCAACACCUGAGUUCACAGAAAGGUUAACAGGAAGUAGGCCCUCAGUGGCGGUGCUAUUACGCUGGGAGCCCCCCAGAGAGGGAGACCUGCCUGUUCACAACUACAGAAUUACCUGGAUGUCCCGACACGCAGGCGCAGCUCAUAAACACACAGUACAAGCACAACCGCACCCAGAGCACAUCAGCAAGCACAUGCAAUCGAUGCACUUACAAGAACAGAGUAAAAAGGAGAGCAGCAGCACCCUGACCCGUGGGGCGCAAACCGAGCUGUGGCUGCAGGGACUACUGCCUGCCUCUCCCUAUGUCCUGUCUGUCCAGACGGUGGCCUACUGGGGACAAAAGAGGCUGAAGAGUCACAGAGCUCAGCUUUUUUUCACAACUAUCAUUCAUGAAGGUGAAGAUUUCUCCAACGAGCUCCCCUUGUCCUCGUCAUCCUUGUCCCUGCCCUCCUCUCCCUCUCAAGCAUCCUCCUCACCUUCCUCUCAUAAACCUCCUGAGUCUUCCCGUCUGGCUCACGUGGAUAUGCUUCCAAACCCCUCUGAAAAUUUGCGACUGGAGGUCGCUGCCCCUCAUUUUCACCACAGUCAGCUGCAGGUGAAGGUGUUCUGGAAGUGGUCUCAUCAUGCAAGGCAGAGACACAGAGGUCCUUACAUUCUCAGGUGGCAUCCACAUACCUGCACUACAAAUGUCACAAGCCCAGACAGAACAACAACAGUGGAGGGUACUCAUCACACUAUCAAAGGUCUGCAAUUUUCAUGCAAGUACAGGCUCUCAGUGGCAAUGGUGGCAGAUCCAGGAGCAGAGGCUGUUGCUUGGGUUACAACCCCAACUUGCCCAUCCGUUAGGGUCAGAGGAGACAAAGCCUUGCCUUGCAACAAACAGGAGCGCCCUCUGGCAGGGAGAAAGGUGGUACUGCGUCCAGAACGGCUGACUGCAGACUUUCAACAAGUUAAUGGCAGCUUGCUCACAACGUUUCAGUGGAGGAUGUCACAUCAUGCAAUGGACUCAGCAGCUGUUGAGGGCUUCCAGUUUACAUGGAGUCUACAAUCUGAGCUCAGUCCCACAACAGGAAGGCAUGAAGAUGCUCCUAUCUCCCAGACACAAACAAUUGCAUCGUCUGAACGUUUCAUCACCAUUGAUAGACUCCAGGCUGACAGCAUGUACCGGGUGCAGCUCCAGGUGCUAACUGCAGGUGGCAGGACUGGAGCUGCUGUCUCAAAGACUAUACACACUCCAACAAUUAACGCCACACUUUGAUAGGUGACAACCACAAAUCGGCUACUGUCUGCUACACCAUAGUCAUCUUUUCCAACAUCCACUUUUCUACUUUCUUACUCAUACCACGGGAUCUUGAUUGCAGAAAGCAUGUCCAAAACAUGUUUCAUUAGUAAAAUAAAUAAUUCACAUAAAACGUACUUCCUGCUUUCAACUGCCUUUCACUAUAAACUAAUGCCAAACAUAAUAAAGAUUAAGAGUUUGAACUAAAUUGAAACACGGAAAUUACCUUAAUCUUUUGGUGGGUUUUUCAGUUUUUGGGAAGAAAAAUAAACUCACUGUACCUGUAUGUGGAGCCAAUUUUUACAGUACGGGUUCUCUUUUCCAGCUUAAAAUGUUUUUUGUGUGUGUUUUUUUUAAUUGAUACAGCUUUUUAAAAUGCUUCCUCGCAAUGUAACAAAUAUCUGCUUUUGUCUGGUGUUUAUAUUAGACUGAUAACUAUGACAACCUUACAUCAUUCAAGCCACAAGAACUUGUAAAUAAACUUUGUUUCCUGAUAGUUUUUUUUAUCCUGUUAGUAGAGAAAAAUAUAGCACUGACUUUAUGUAAAAAUAGCAAUGUAUAGCAACAGCAUCAUCUUUUUUUUGGAAAUAUCUCAAUGCAAGCUCAAAUAUAUUAUUUUAUUUUUUACUUUAUUACUUUUAUACAUUUUGCCGCAAAAGUUAUAUUUUUUGAAAAGGCAGGGAACAGCCAGCGUCAUUCAACCUGUAAUUACCAUGUCAAUAUUUUUCCCUUGUUAACGUUCAAAUAUUCAGAAUUUGCUUGUUAUUCCUUUACUUUUUGACUGAGUCUUAUUUAUUGUUUUCUUGUCCAGUUUGUUUUGUAAUUAAAAUUUAUCAACACUCAA